CAAAGACCCUCCAUCCGAUAAUUAUGUGUGCAAAUACUUUUUGAAAGGAAAUUGCAAAUUCGGAAAUAAAUGUGCCCUUUCUCAUACGCUACCAAAUGAACGCAAAUCAAGUACCAACGGAAGAAAUGGUAAUGGCAUCAGCAAGAACGGGUCGAGGUCUAAUAAUAUUCAAGAAAUCAGAUCUCCUAUCAUGCCUCCUCAAGGGUAUGGUCAGGAUAUUAAUGACUACCAGCCUUUGAACUCUCCUGGCAUCCCUUUCACCCGUAUUCCAAUCAGCCCCUCGGAAUUUUCGAACAACAACAGGCCCUACAGUCAAUUGACCGCCUCCUUGAACGAACAUCACCCGUUUUCCGAUGAAAAUUCGACUGCGCCUAGAAUGCGCAAUAUUCCCACAAAUUUCGGCGAUCAUUUAUCCGCUCCCGUAAAUAUUAAUGGCCAACAACGCAGGUCGUUACCAGAUAUAUUUGCUUUUGAAAAUUUCAGUGGAGCCUCUUUUCAAGCUGGAGGCGCAAAAUCUCUUUUCUUACCCGUGUCUGAUAAUGGUAUGCUUUCCCCGACCACCAACUCCCAUCAACUUCAAAGCAUCCCGGAAAUUCACGAUUACUCACAACAUGAAGAAACUAUUGUCGAUGAGUUAAACACUUAUGACUACGAAGAAUUUCUUCCUUCCUCUUUAAAUGAGUUGCUGAUACCUAUCGAACGUGAAAGGCGUCGUAGUAGGCAAGAGGAGGAACGUGAACGGCGUCGUAGUAGACAAGAUGAAAAUGCUGAAUUAAGUCCUAGGCGUUUAUUCAGUAAUUCUUCUACCUUGCAUCCAAUGCAUAUAGACGGUUCUCAUCUUCAUUACUAUAAUUCACAUGUCGAUCCUACACACGUCCACCUUGGCGGAAGAUCUUUGCCCACCGGUAUCAGCGUGGGACUGUCUUCUAACUUUCUGAACCAAAAUGAUGGACAACAUUUGAACACCAGAUUUGGUCCGCAUCCGUUCUUCCCGAGUAGAAAUAUUACUGUCAACACAAAUUUUGAUGACCCAAUCUCUCCUAUGAGCCCUCUGCACCCUCUUAAUAAUAAUCAAAAUCACAUUCCUUAUCCUUCGGCCACAUAUUCGAACCAUUUCCCUGGCACAACGCCUGCCAUAAACAUACCCUUACCUCAAGAAUCUUAUCCUGGAAAUAAUUCCUUUUAUGAUGUCGGCCCCAUAGGUAGACCGGGUGAAACGAUCAACGGCAAUGAUCAUGCGACUCCAACAGAUCCUUUCAGUCCUUUUCCGGAUGAUGAUUUUGUUUUUAAAAUGGACGAUCAAACUCCCGUACCAGAAGCAUCUACAAAAGCGCCGGAGACGUCCCCUACAAAAGCGUCAGAAACACAAAAGACUCCUCUCUCUUACUCUGCAAUCACCAAGGCAGGUCUGAAGGACUCAGGGGCCACCCCCGGACUCAGUAUAGACUCGAGGCGUUAUGAGCCGCUGUGCCCAUUCGGGAUGGCUGGAAAGUGUCGUUAUGGUGAACGUUGCCAAAAUCUUCAUGGCUUGAUGUGUCCAUCAUGUCUCAGGCUUGUGUUGCACCCGUACCAGACAUCUGAGGAACAUAAAGAACACAUCGAGGAAUGUUGUAACAGGCAAAUUCAAGUUAUUCACUGUAUCAAGCCGGAGGACAUUGAAUGUGGAAUUUGCUUUGAAAAGGUGCUAAGCAAAGAAGACGCUCGCUUUGGGCUUUUGACUAUAAAUGCUUUGAUAUUUAGACUAAUACCUAGCCAUUUUAUCACACCAUCCACCACCUGGAUUACGGACCGUGCCGAAAAACAGAAGGUCAUCGAGGAGUACAAACUAAAAUGCAGUACCAUUGCGUGCAAACACUUUAAUUAUGGCGAUGGCCAAUGUCAAUUCGGUUCCUCCUGUUUCUAUGCACACGUCUAUCGUGAUGGAACGAAGGAAGGACGCAACAUUCGCACAAUUCAAAACGGGGAAGAAGUCAAAAUUCUAGCGAGUGUUCGCCUAUGGGAUUUUAUGGAGGAUUUUGCUAACAAACGUGAAGCUGCGAUUGCUGCUGCCAGCGGUCAAUAUGAUGUAUCCAGUAGCAGUAGUAGUGAAACUGAAAAUUAUGUCAACCCUUCUGUUACUGCCAUAACCUAUUCCAACCUUUCUGCCGAUUCACCCGUAUUUAUUCCAUCUAUUGUUGAUAGUUUACCAGAAAGUUCCUAA
Molecule: messenger RNA, 2200 nt
Organism: Acaulospora colombiana
Lineage: Eukaryota; Fungi; Glomeromycota; Glomeromycetes; Diversisporales; Acaulosporaceae
Source: the annotation of a GenBank genome assembly